AUGGAGCAGGCCACCAACAACUGGUCGAAAGCCAACCUGCUGGGGUCGGGGGGCUUCGGGGACGUGAGUGAGAUGGCGUCGAAGCACCACCCCAACUUGGUGCGGCUGCUGGGCUACGCCACGUGUGGGGACCUGCGGGAGCGCAUCGAGCAGAUCCUCGUGUAUGAGUUCAUCCCCAAUGGGGACCUCGACAAGUGGCUUAGCAAAGUGCCACAGCCCCCCCCCCGCCCUCGUACCAUCCCUCCAUUUCCAUGUGCAUUGUGUGGCUGUGCAAACGCGCCCUCACCCCUGACGCUGGAGCAGCGGUUGGGCGUCAUAGUGGGAGCAGCGCGUGGGUUUGAUUACUUGCAUGGCUUUGACAUCGUGCACCGAGACAUCAAGCCUGCCAACAUCCUGCUGGAUACCAACAUGCAGCCCAAGGUGGCGGAUUUUGGUCUCGUGCGAGUGGAGGGGGGCAGCACCGUGCAAGCCACGCAGGUGAUGGGCACACCGGGCUAUGUCGACCCGGCUUAUUCUCACACGCAGAAGGCCACUACUGCGACUGAUGUGUAUAGUUUUGGAAUUCUGAUGCUGGUAAUGCUCACGGGCAGGCGUGUGACCUUUGAAGCGGACAGCCGCUCAUGGAACAUCCUUGACUGGGUUCAGGAGAAGCUGUGCGAGGGGUCAGUGGAAGAGAUUGCAGAUCCCCGCAUGGGCCCUGUUCCCCCACACGCCCUGCAGCGUAUGGCAGACCUGGCGGUACGCUGCUGUGCCACCUUCACUGCCGACCGGCCCUCCAUGGGGCGCAUUGCCCAGGAGAUGGAUGUGCUGCGUGCUGAGGUGUGCGGUGGAGAGGAGCAGGUGCACAAGGCUUACAUGAAGGUGGAUGCUGAACUCCAGGAGAAGAUGCAGUAUCAGAGUCAGAUUAGCGAGGACAGUUUGAACGAUGCCCUUGCCUCAAUAUCGUAG
Messenger RNA from Closterium sp. NIES-65, 948 nucleotides. The record is from the annotation of a GenBank genome assembly. Lineage: Eukaryota; Viridiplantae; Streptophyta; Zygnematophyceae; Desmidiales; Closteriaceae.